This is a messenger RNA of Durio zibethinus, 2528 nucleotides long. RefSeq names its product putative glutamate carboxypeptidase AMP1. NCBI's taxonomy places the organism in Eukaryota, Viridiplantae, Streptophyta, Magnoliopsida, Malvales, Malvaceae. Gene Ontology annotation, molecular function: carboxypeptidase activity. The record is from RefSeq and is a predicted model, not a curated record.
UGAAAAUGAAACCUGACCCUACCAAACCGGAGUCCAGAUUCCAGAUCAGUUGAGCUUCAUUUCAUGCAUGAAAUGAAACUGCACUGCUCGCCCAUCAUAUCUCCCACCUACAUGUUAAAAAAAAAAACUUUACACUUUAUUCUAAUCAUAGCUCCACCUGAUUAGGCAUAUUAAAUAGGAGCAGUUCUUAUGCUCCAAAAACAUUAUUAUAGUACAAUGUCUAGUACUUUAAAGCUUCGUAAGUUGUAACAGAAGCCUAUUUCUCCUUCAAAAUGAAAAACCUCUUCAGCUAGCCACCUUUCAUAUGCACUCGAGAAACCCUUAAAAAAAGCUGUCCCCAAUUCAUAGCCAAAAAGGAAAAAAGAAGGAAAAAAAACUAAACCUAAAGAAAAUGUCUCAAAAUCUUACAAAACCAAACAACAGCUUCAGUUCAAAACCGUCACCGCUCUAUGCUUUUCUCUUCCUCAUAAUCCUCUGCAUUCUAGGUUUCUACGCUGUCCAUUACCCACCAAGAAAUGCCAAAAAUGCCCGUCUUUUCCAGCAAAUGUUCCUCUCUUCUGCCACCAACUACACCAUCUCCUCCUACCUCCGUUCGCUCACUUCCCACCCUCAUCUCGCCGGCACAAAACCUUCCCUCGAAACGACACACUACGUUAAAACCCACUUUGAAAACCUUGGCUUGGAAACCCAUACGGUGCCGUUUAAGGCCCUUUUGUCUUACCCUCUCCAUGCUUCAAUUUCAAUGCAUUUCAACAACGGCACCGUAUUAAGCUUGCCUUUAAACGAAAUGGGUAUUGCUAGUUAUGCGUCUUUAGGCUUGAUACAACCAUACCAUGCAUAUUCUCCGUCAGGAACGGCGCAGGGUGAUGUUGUUUUUGUGAACUACGGGGGCGAAGAUGACUAUCGUGCCCUGGGAGGGAUGGGGGUUAACGUUAGUGGCUGCAUAGUGAUAGUUAAAAAAGGUGGUAGUUUGAGUAGAGGAGCCGUUGUGGAAAUAGCUGAAAAAAAAGGUGCUUUGGGGGUGUUAAUAUAUGCUGAAAGGAAUGUUUCAAGGGGUAGUUUUGGUUUUGGAGUUGAAAGAGGGACAGUUAUGAAGGGAGUUGGGGACCCUUUAAGUCCUGGAUGGGCUGGGGUUGAAGACGGGGAGAGGUUGGAUUUAGAGGACUAUAAGGUUUUAAAAAGGUUUCCUGGAAUUCCAUCCUUGCCCUUGUCUUUUGAGAGUGCUCAGCUUAUUUUAGAGUCUCUUGGGGGUCCUUUGGCGCCGCAACAAUGGAGGUAUUCCGGUCGGUCUAAGUUGUCCCGGGUUGGACCGGGUCAGGUUAUGUUGAAUUUGACUUACCAGGGGGAGAAAAGGUUGGCAACAAUUCAUAAUGUAUUUGCUGUCAUACGAGGGUUGGAAGAGCCAGAUCGCUAUGUGCUUCUGGGGAAUCAUAGAGAUGCAUGGACAUAUGGUGCUGUUGACCCCAACAGUGGGACUGCAGCACUUCUUGAUAUUGCUCGAAGAUAUACCCUUUUGAUGCGAAAUGGUUGGAACCCUCGAAGGACAAUUAUUUUUUGUAGUUGGGAUGCUGAAGAGUUUGGCAUGAUUGGUUCCACUGAGUGGGUUGAGCAGAACCUUGUGAAUCUUGGUGCAAAAGCUGUGGCUUAUCUUAAUGUAGAUUGUGCAGUGCAAGGGCCUGGAUUCUUUGCUAGGGCAACUCCUCAGCUAGAUAGUCUUAUUUUUGAGGUCACAAAGAAGGUCAAGGAUCCUGAUUCAGAAGUUGGUGCAAUAUAUGACAAGUGGACAACCGUGAAUGGAGUCAGCAAUAUCGAAAGACUCAGUGAAGUGGAUUCUGAUUUUGCACCCUUCUUGCAACAUGCUGGGGUUCCUUCUGUCGAUAUAUACUAUGGAAGAGAUUUUCCUGUAUAUCAUACUGCUUUUGAUUCCUUCAACUGGAUGAUAAACUACGCAGAUCCAUUCUUUUGGCGUCAUGUGGCUGUGGCUGGAGUUUGGGGUCUUUUAGGCCUUCACCUUGCUGAUGAUCCAGUUCUACCUCUCAAUUACCUUUCCUAUGCUGAACAGUUAAUGGAGCAUAAAGAUACCUUGAGCAGUUUUUUGGAUGCUAACGUAUCUCUUACUCCCCUAGCCACAUCAAUUCAAGAACUUGCAUCUGCAGCUAAACGAGUUAAUGAUGAAGCAAAGUCACUAAUGGAACAAGAAUUUCCUGGUGAUGUUUUAGCUUUGAAGAUGCGAGCAUUGAAUGACAGGCUAAUGCUUGCAGAACGAGGCUUCUUAGAUAGAGAUGGAAUUAAAGGACGGGAGUGGUUCAGGCAUCUUAUUUAUGGACCUCGGAGCAACCAUGAGAGCAAAUUGGUUUUCUUCCCCGGAAUAUCAGAUGCCAUUGCUGAAUCGGUGAAAAUGAGCAAAAGCGAUGGGCAGGCAGCAAUUCAGCAUGAGACAUGGAGAGUUGCUAGAGCCAUUCAAAGAGCUGCUGCUGCACUCGAAGGAGAACUCACCUGCUGAAACUGAUCCGGCGACAGUCAAACAU